GUAGUUCUGGUGAUACCAAAUUCUUGGAAGGCGGUGAUGUUCCUAAUAGUGUUUCUGGUUGUAAAGUUGAUCCACGUACAAAAGAAUCGCAUAUGAAAGAAAGAGAAUUAUCGAUAAGGAAAUCUUCCAAUGUAGUAGUUGAAAAAGAUAUAGACCAAAUAAAUGCUUCAGAUAAUUCCAUGGAUAUAGAUAUUGGUGGUUUUGAUAAUGAUAGUUCUAGCAGACAACAUAUUGAUUUAAAUGCACCAGAAACUGGUUAUAAAGAUAAAGAUUUUGAUGCACACAAUAUGGAUAUUAAUGAAGGAUUUUUGUGGAUCGUAUAUUGGAUCUUUAAAUUUCAAGAGAGAAAUCAGUUAUCUGAUACAGCUACCAACGCUCUUAUAAAAUUUAUAAGAUAUGUGUUGAUCUCUAUUGAUGCAAUAUCGUAUUCAGAAUUUCCAACAUCAUUAUAUAAAGCAUGCAAAUUAUUUAUUAUAAAAGAUCAAAUAAUCAAAUAUGCAACUUGCAAAAAAUGUUACAAAUUAUACGCAGUGAGAGAUUUGCCAACUGAUAGACCUUACCGUUGUACAUUUCAAGAUUAUCCGAAUCAUCUGACGGUUAAUUUAAGAUCCAAUUGCAAUAAUAUCAUUACAAAACAGGUAUCUACGAAUGAAGGCUCUUUACAUAGUAGCAAUCAACAUUUAGAGCUAGAAUUACUUAAAAUUGUUCAACGUUAUACUUUACUUAAUGAGCUAUCAACACACGCUAAUGACAAUCAGCAUCUUUUGGAGUACUUGCCUUAUAUUGCUUUUAAAGAAACAGUUGGUAGCCUUGCUGUUAAUGACGAUUUUGAUUUGAAAGAAUAUUUUGAAUUUUUAUCAAUGUCAAAGAAUGUAAAAGAAAAUGUAGGAGUAGGAUCAGAAACCUUUCUGAGGGAACUAAUUAAACCAAUGAAAAAAGUGGCAUUACCACCGAAAGUAUUAGAUUUAUUAGUAAAAUAUUAUCAAAAUGCAUAUGGUUGUUCUUUUGUUGAAUUAUCAAAUAUUCAUAAUUCUUCAUUGGAAUCAAUAAUAGUAUUACCGAAAGUAGACUAUUUUGGUAGAUUACAGAUAGGAGCUGAAGUUAUUAGUUCAACAUUUGUAGCACGACAUGUCCAGUCG
Molecule: messenger RNA, 1139 nt
Organism: Funneliformis caledonium
Lineage: Eukaryota; Fungi; Glomeromycota; Glomeromycetes; Glomerales; Glomeraceae
Source: the annotation of a GenBank genome assembly